Messenger RNA from Dryobates pubescens (Downy woodpecker), 2950 nucleotides. RefSeq names its product STAM binding protein (gene STAMBP). Gene Ontology annotation, cellular component: cleavage furrow; endosome. Lineage: Eukaryota; Metazoa; Chordata; Aves; Piciformes; Picidae. Gene Ontology annotation, molecular function: metal-dependent deubiquitinase activity; K63-linked deubiquitinase activity; protein binding. The coding region runs from base 1 to 1296 and encodes 431 amino acids. Gene Ontology annotation, biological process: protein K63-linked deubiquitination. The transcript has 9 exons. The record is from RefSeq and is a predicted model, not a curated record.
AUGCCCGCGGCCAUGCCCGACCAGGCCGAGGCCGGCCUGCCCCCGGAGGAGCGCCUGCGGAGGCUGAUCCAGGCGGGCAGCGCCGUGGAGGUCAACGAGGACGUGCCCCCCCGGCGCUACUUCCGCUCCGGCGUGGAGAUCCUGCGCAUGGCCGCGGUCUACGCCGAGGAGGGCAACCCCGAGCACGCCUUCAUCCUCUACAACAAGUACAUCACGCUCUUCAUAGAGAAGCUGCCCCAGCACCGUGAUUACAAAGCUGCUGUCAUACCUGAGAAGAGAGAGACAGUCAGAAAGCUGAAGGAAGUAGCUUUCCCCAGAGCUGAAGAGCUGAAGGAGGAGCUGUUAAAGAGGUACACCAAGGACUAUGCUAAGUACAAGGAGCAGAAGAAGGAGAAGGAGUUGGAAUUUGCACGCAGCUUGGCCUUGCAGCAGCAGCUGGAGGAGGAGAGGAGCCGAGUGGCCCUGAUGAAGCAGCAGCAGGCAGAGCAAGAGCAGUUCCAGGCCUUUGAGGAGAUGAUUCGCCGCCAGGAGCUGGAGAAGGAGCGCCUGAGGAUAGUGCAGGAGUUUGGAAAGCCAGAGCCAAGGCCUGAGGCUCUGGAUGGACCUCUCAUCCCUGGUGUGGAGAAGCCUCCCACUGAUCUAAGCCCAGCGGUUCCUGCCUCUCCAGUGUCCCCUGCCAGCCCCUCAGCAGGAACUGUCUCCUCCAGGCCUCCUGUUGUGGACAGGUCUUUGAAACCAAGCGCUCUGGGGAGCACAAACAACAGUGCCAGCUUAGAUGUCCUUCGCCAGGUCAUUGUCCCUAGGGAGCUCUGCCAGAAGUUCCUGCAGCUGGCUGACGCCAACACCGUCAGGGGGGUGGAGACCUGUGGGAUCCUCUGCGGUAAGCUGAUGAGGAACGAGUUCACCGUCACCCACGUCAUCGUCCCCAAGCAGCACGCGGGCCCCGACUACUGCAACACCGAGAGCGAGGAGGAGCUCUUCGUCAUCCAGGACCAGCACAGCCUUGUCACACUGGGCUGGAUCCAUACCCACCCCACACAGACAGCUUUCCUCUCCAGUGUUGACCUGCACACACACUGCUCCUACCAGAUGAUGUUGCCUGAGUCCAUUGCUAUUGUGUGCUCUCCAAAGUACCAGGAGACAGGGUUCUUCAAGCUGACUGAGCACGGCCUGCAGGAGAUCUCGUCCUGCCGGCAGAAAGGAUUCCACCCACACCCCAAAGACCCUCCUCUCUUCACAACCUGCAACCAUGUGUCUGUGGUCGAGAGAGACGUGGUCCUGAUGGAUCUCCGAUAGGCCUCUUGCCUUAAGCACUGACAGAGGACCCCUCCCCACCUUCCUUCUAGGCCUAGGGAAUUUGGGGGUUUGCCCUCCUGUAGCAGGUGAUUUCUACUGUGUAGUGCCCCUGCCCCUUCUUCCCCCAGGAGCCAUGGUGAGAUCACUUCCCUGACCUCACUGGGAGCACCUGGAAGCCUCAGUGCCUGGUGUGGGGCUGCCAAAGUGGGGCUGAGGUUCAGGGUGUGGGGAAGAGCUGAGUGGAAGUCCAAAGGCAGAAGCUAACACUGGUUGUUUAAUACUCUUAAGCUAUGGCUUGAACAGCUUCUUGGCAGGAGCUGGGGGAGGGGUUCCCUGUGAUUUGCUGCAAACUUGAGGUGUGGAAACCUCUCCAAGUGCUUUCUAAAGUGGGACUUGCCCAGACUGAGCUGUGCUCUGUUUUGCUCUUCUCUCUGGGUUGCUGUUGGCUCAGUGCAGCUGAGAAGUUUUUGCUAGAGUCUAAAGAUGGAACCUUCCUAACCCCUCUCACCCCAUCCAAGAGCUUUGUGCUGCUGAGCCAGAGGGAGUCCUGCUGGCUGGAGUGGAGAAGCCUUUGCUAGAGUCUAAAGAUGGAACUUUCCUAACCCCUCUCACCCCAUCCAAGAGCUUCGUGCUGCUGAGCCAGAGGGAGUCCUGCUGGCUGGUUCUCAGGUCUCUUUCCAGUGAGGUCAGAAGGGUCCCAGGCUCCUUUGGCAACCCCUAUUUCAGCAUUCCAGGGGAUGUGGCACUGCUCUGCAGAAGCUGCUUCAUUCCAGCCCUGGAGAGGGUGUCUGGAUUCCAUCUCCUAGGUGAGAGCCCUUGGGCUGCCCAGUGAGGGCUCGGGGUCAGCUUGCUGCUGGUGCUGCUGUGGAGGAGCCUCUGCCUGCAGUGUGUUGUGUGAAGGCUCUGGAUGGCCACCACCCCUCUGAGACAGGACUCUAGCAGCUUUUGCCACUCCAGUCCUCAAAGCUCACCACACCCAUUGCCUCCACACUUCUCAGAGCAGUCUGAAGUCCUUGCCAAAGCCGAGUGCCCCGUGACGUCGCCGUUACGCAGUACCCAGCCGGGGACCUCCCCUGAGUGACUGUGAGACAUCAUCCAGCAGCCAGUUCCCUUCCCUGUGCUACCCAUCUGGAGCCUCUGCCCCUGCUGCUGGUGGGGGAGAAGCUGUGCUGCAAGGUGGAAAGCAUCUGGCCUCCAAAGGGCUGAGCGUGACCCACAGCAUCUCCACAUCCUCCGGCAGGAUGCUGUGAGGAGCAGUGUGUGGGGAGGGGAGGAAGGCUUGGAGGAGCUGCCAGCCCACCUGCUGUGCAUGAUGUGUGUGCUCCAUGGCAUGGCCUCGGCCUUCCACAUCCAGCAGCCUUUGGUGUUCAGUUAACACAGAUGGAUUGGAUCAGCUUGGCCUGGUUUCAGCUGCCACUUGUUUUCCUUUGAGCUGACUCCGUGGGGUGGAGGGAUCUGACGUGCCUGAGAGCGGGGAGGGAAUCCAGGGAAGGGUCUGGAGAACAGGGCUGGGGAGGAGCAGCUGAGGGACCUGGGGGUGUUCAGCCUGGAGAAAAAGAGGCUGAGGGGAAACCUUCUGGCUCUUUACAACUCCCAGAAAGGCUGGAGCCAGGUGGGGGUUGAUCUCUUCUGCCAAGGAACCAGGGACAGGACA